AUGAGCUCGGCGGGCCCCUUGGGGCCGGGUCCGCUGUCGGUGCUGUGGUCGCUGUGGGCGCUGUGGGCGCUGUGGGCUCUGUCGGCCGUCGGGGUCCCGGCCCGGUCGGGGCAGGCGGCCCUGGGGCCUCCCGCCCCCCACAACCUCAGCCUCUACUUGAGCCAGGACGAGGUGCGCAGCCUCAUCGGUCUUGAUGCCGAACUGUAUUACGUGAGAAAUGAUCUUAUUAAUCACUACGCCCUGUCCUUUAACCUGCUGGUUCCCAGUGAGACCAACUGUCUUCAUUUCACAUGGCUUUCAAAAUCCAAGGUUGGAUAUAAACUGGGAUUUCAGAUAGAUAAUCCUGCAGCUAUGGAUGUGCCCCAAGUCAACAUUUCUGUUCAGGGGGAAGUCCCUCGCACUCUAUCAGUGUUUCGGGUGGAACUUUCCUGCACCGGCAAAAUCGAUUCCGAAGUUACGAUUCUCAUGCAGCUCAACCUGACCAUAAAUUCUUCUAAAAACUUCACAGUCUUAAAUUUCAAACGCAGGAAAAUGUGCUACAAAAAACUUGAAGAAGUAAAAACUCCAACAUCGGACAGAAACAGCAGCAGAACUAUUUAUGACCCUGUAAAUGCAGCUCCUACCACGUCCACUCGAGUGUUUUAUAUCAGCGUAGGAGUUUGCUGUGCUGUAAUAUUCCUGGUAGCAAUAAUAUUAGCUGUUUUGCACCUUCAUAGUAUGAAAAGAAUUGAGCUGGAGGACAGCAUAAGCGACAGCAGUAGCUCACAAGGUUUGUCUCAGCCGUCCACGCAGACGACCCAGUACCUGAGAGCCGACACCCCCAACAACGCCACACCCGUCACCAGUUAUCCUACACUGCGGAUAGAGAAAAAUGACCUGAAAAGCGUCACCCUUAUGGAAGCCAAAGCUAAGGUGAAGGAUAUAGCAAUCUCCAGGGAGAGAAUAACCCUAAAAGACGUACUUCAAGAAGGGACAUUUGGACGUAUCUUCCUGGGAAUCUUAAUUGAUGAGAAAGAUCCCAACAAAGAAAAGCAAGCGUUUGUGAAAACAGUCAAAGAUCAAGCUUCUGAAAUUCAGGUGACAAUGAUGCUCACAGAAAGCUGUAAGCUACGCGGUCUUCAUCACAGGAAUCUUCUCCCCAUCACCCACGUCUGUAUAGAGGAGGGGGAGAAGCCCAUGGUGAUAUUACCAUACAUGAACUGGGGGAACCUGAAGCUGUUUUUACGACAGUGCAAGUUAGUAGAGGCCAAUAAUCCCCAGGCAAUAUCCCAACAGGACCUUGUACAUAUGGCCAUUCAGAUUGCCUGUGGAAUGAGCUACUUGGCCCGGAGGGAGGUCAUUCACAAAGACCUGGCUGCUAGAAAUUGUGUCAUUGACGAUACGCUUCAGGUAAAGAUCACUGACAACGCGUUAUCCAGAGACCUGUUCCCCAUGGACUAUCACUGCCUGGGAGAUAAUGAAAAUAGACCCGUCCGGUGGAUGGCUCUUGAAAGCCUAGUUAAUAACGAGUUUUCCAGUGCUAGUGAUGUGUGGGCCUUUGGAGUGACGCUGUGGGAGCUGAUGACUCUGGGCCAGACUCCGUACGUGGAUAUCGAUCCCUUUGAGAUGGCUGCUUAUCUUAAAGACGGCUACCGAAUAGCUCAGCCAAUAAACUGCCCUGAUGAACUGUUUGCUGUGAUGGCCUGUUGUUGGGCCUUAGAUCCCGAGGAGAGACCCAAGUUCCAGCAGUUGGUGCAGUGUCUCACUGAAUUUCACGCCGCUCUGGGAGCCUACGUCUGAAACUCGUGGCCGGGGGAGAUGGCGUUUCCAUUUUCCCCUUGGACCCUCUUAUAAACACUAAGUGUAUAAAGCCACGCCAACGGGAGAAAGCCCUUCUUCCAAAACACUGUGCCUUAGAAUGCUUUAGUACUCUGAAGUUUUUAUUUUUUUUUUUAAAAGACCUCUUGAUAAGGUUGAGUAUUUUCUAGAUAUUAUGACUUUUACUAAGACGAAUCGAAAAAAACACUAUUUGUCAAAAGGAUUCUUGGAAACAUAGUAAUAGUGGACUCGGCCCCCAGACGGAUGGACUUUUGCACUCUGACAAAGGACGCAAAUGUUAAAACUUUGUACUUAUAAAUAUUUGGAAUAGCUA
Tachyglossus aculeatus (Australian echidna) is the source of this 2131-nucleotide messenger RNA. It is a transcript of the gene RYK, whose product is annotated as receptor like tyrosine kinase. The record is from RefSeq and is a predicted model, not a curated record. Gene Ontology annotation, molecular function: protein kinase activity; ATP binding. Gene Ontology annotation, cellular component: signaling receptor complex. The transcript has 15 exons. The coding region runs from base 1 to 1779 and encodes 592 amino acids. Lineage: Eukaryota; Metazoa; Chordata; Mammalia; Monotremata; Tachyglossidae. Gene Ontology annotation, biological process: positive regulation of kinase activity; multicellular organism development; protein phosphorylation.